Molecule: messenger RNA, 541 nt
Organism: Chiroxiphia lanceolata (lance-tailed manakin)
Lineage: Eukaryota; Metazoa; Chordata; Aves; Passeriformes; Pipridae
Gene: COPS9
Product: COP9 signalosome subunit 9
Exons: 3
Coding region: 69-242 (57 amino acids)
Biological process (GO): negative regulation of protein neddylation
Source: RefSeq, a predicted model, not a curated record
CGCCCACAGGGCGGCCAUGAGGGGCGGUUCCUCCUUACCCGCGGAAGUGACGGCGCAGAGGAGCCGCCAUGAAGCCGGCGGUGGACGAGAUGUUUCCCGAGGGAGCCGGGCCGUACGUGGAUCUGGACGAGGCAGGGGGAAGCACGGGGCUGCUGAUGGACCUGGCCGCCAACGAGAAAGCUGUGCACGCCGACUUCUUCAAUGAUUUUGAAGAUCUCUUUGAUGAUGAUGACAUCCAGUGAACUUGGUUGUCCAGCUAUGCAGUGCUGAGAUGUGGAUUUUUCUCUAGGAUCACCUGUGGUGUCCAUUAUUUAUUAAAGUAAUCAAAAUGGGAAAAUCACAAGCGGGGGGGGAAACCUGUAUAAGCUGCUCGGGGAAUAUGAAAACCAGAUGGUUAAAGAUAACUAAGGAGGGAAUUGUGGAAUGUUAUUUCUAGGAAGCUGUGCGUAGAUUUCUGUGGAAAUUUUAUUUGCUGAUGUGCUUAUUGAAUAAAAUACUAAAAGAAACUCUCCUUCACUCUGGGUUAUACUUUGAAAGUAGA